This is a messenger RNA of Guillardia theta CCMP2712, 999 nucleotides long. RefSeq lists its product as hypothetical. The transcript is spliced from 2 exons. NCBI's taxonomy places the organism in Eukaryota, Cryptophyceae, Pyrenomonadales, Geminigeraceae. The record is from RefSeq and is a predicted model, not a curated record. The annotation marks the transcript as partial. Gene Ontology annotation, biological process: protein phosphorylation. Gene Ontology annotation, molecular function: ATP binding; protein kinase activity.
AUGGACCCGAACUCGUUCUCCAGCCCUUGCCCCUGCACCGAUCCUCCUCAAAUCUCGUACUCUUUCUGGUCUCAGAAGAACAUCCUGGCGAUCUCAGUGGGCGGCUUUGCGUGUGUGCUCCUGUUGCUGGGCUUGUGGAUCUUCCUCUAUGUCAAGCAGCGACAGCAGCGAGCAGACGCCAUCUGGGAGAUCAGGCGCGACGAGCUGCACAUAGCUGAGCCUCCCGACGUGCUGGGGUACGGGGCCUUCGGCCUGGUGGUCAAGGCCAACUACAGGGGUACCAGUGUGGCGGUAAAGCGCGUGCUGCCUGCCUCCUCGAAAGGGAAACGAGACUCUGCAUUUGACGACUUCAUUGAGGAGAUGCGGACCCUCUCGAAACUUCGACAUCCCUGCAUCGUUACCCUCAUGGGGGCUGUGGUGGCUAAGGAGCAGGAGCCUCUGCUGGUGAUGGAGCUCAUGGUCUUCGGCUCCUUGUACGACCUCAUCCACAACGAGACAGCUCGACUGGAAGGAGAGCUCGUCGUUCCGAUCCUCAACGACGUUGCGCAGGGCGUGAAAUUCCUCCAUGCCGCCACCCCCUUCAUCCUCCAUGGCGACCUCAAGGCUCAGAACAUCCUGGUGGACUCGAGCUUCCGUGGCAAGGUUUCCGACUUCGGCCUCUCCCACAAGGUCCAGGCGAAGAGCUGGACACUUGGCUGGACGACGCAGGUGCAGGGGGUGGGAACGCCUUUCUGGAUGGCUCCCGAGCUCCUGAAUGGCGAGAAAAACACGAUCAAGACUGACACGUUCGCCUUCGGGAUCCUCUUGUGGGAGGUUUACAGCCGUCAGGAGCCCUACGAUGGAGAGGACCUGCAGACAGUGCUGAAGGAGGUGGCCGACCUGACCCUCGCUGAGCCCAAGAGGCCCAAGAUCCCUCCCAACAUCCCCAAGCACGCUGUCACUCUGAUGGAGGACUGCUGGCACAACGACCCUGCCACUCGCCCGACCUUCAACGAGAUU